UUUAAAUACAAUCAAAAUACAACAGAAAGUCGCUGAAUCGGGCAAUACAAGGAAAUUUACAUGGAUGAUUGAUGUCGAUCUCCGCUUGUAAGAAUGAUACCGCAUUUGUUUACAUGAAAAACACGAAAGUCGAUACAUUAUAAAAUUAUCGUGGUGUUUUAUGAUGAACUGUAAAUUCAUGGUAUUCGUAUAAUCUAUAUAAUGCUAUGUAAUCGUAGUAUAUUUCACCACUAACCAUUUAAUACUAGCAUGUCUCAACAACAUACGUUGUGCUGUCACGCGCUUGUAGUAGAAAUUUCGUAUUCGGACUAGCCUUUGGUGUGGUUUAAAUGGCCUCGUUAGAAAGCGGAAUAAAUCCACGUGUUUUAAAAGAAAUAUGGCAGGAUUAUUUGAAGAAUAGCAAUGAAAAGGAGAAAGAAGAAAAGCUAAGGCAGUUUCUUGGAGAGUUGAAAGGCUAUCAAAUCUCUGAUGAGACACAGUUUUGUCCUGACAGUGAACUGUCGAGUAUAAGUAAUCUGCUUGGCCGGGAAUUGUUAAAAGUUGUCAGUCAUCAAUGUGAAAUACUUGAAGAUGACGCAGCAUUUGUUCAUUUCCUGCAAAAAGGCACAGGGCUAUAUUUGCUGCAAGCCCUAAAUAUUUUAGCUGAGCAAAUUGGCAACUGCAAUACAGAAGUAUCCAAUGUUCUAGUCUCUGUUCUUCCCUGUCUAUUGUCUUCUCUGUUUGAAUUGAAAGAUGAUGAUGCUCUGGCAUUACUCCAGAAAUUUACCACACUCUACAAAAACCUAUUAAGCGGUAAAAAGGUUCUCCCUGACUUGUAUGAAACAAUCCACUCCAAGCAACCUGCAGAGGACGAUCUUGACCUCUUGUCCCUGAUUGCACUCCUGCUGGAUAUCAUAUGUAAAUUGAGCGCCAAAGGGCGCUCACUGACUGUCGCGGAAUCAACGGUCAACGUUUCCGUCAAACUCUUAGCAUUCCUGCAUCUUUUAAUGAAAGAAAAUAAUUCAUCGGAGAAGUCUGAUGAUGAUCUUCCCGAAUGCACUUGGUCACCGGGUGUGAAGCUUGUUUGCGCGUGUAUGUCAAUGUGCUCACUGCAGUCUUUUUUUGCUGCUAAAAACACCUCUGACUUGUUCGCCCAUCGAAUAGACCGGAGCGAACAAAUUGAAAAGCUUAUACAGAUCUUGGAAGACUCGAAAAACAGUCUUUGGUGUAGUUCUGAUUUUAAAGAACAACAUCCUUGCUCGACAAAAGUGUUUUUGGUUUACCAGUUGUUUACAACGUAUUCUCUGCUCGGAUUUCUUCUUGUUUUACUUGACAACGGCGUACGUGGGGAAACAGCUUCGUGUUCUGGGAUAGAUUCGACAAGAAAGGUUCACUAUAAAGAUUAUUUGAAGACGUUUAUGAAGAACAACGCUAGUGGAUUCAUCGUUUUUGUCAUUGCUUCUUUAAACAAAAUCGUAUCGAUUGGAAAUUUUGAUUCCAAAUUUGAAGAACUACUUAAAAUGCAAGCUACGGUUGUGUUAAAAACGACUGGCCAGCUUGUCUCAUCUCUAAAAAGAGCCAUGAUGGGUGCGGGUAAAUCUGAUAGCGAAAAGAUGACGUUUUGGUUCGAUGAGCCGGCAGCGCCCAAGACGCAGUCUCAACAACCCAGGAUAUUUUCUCACGUCACAUCGACUAGCAGCUUUCAUAGAACAACCGAAUCAAGCAGCGACGAAGACUGGGAACAACAGCAAGGCUUCGGCAAUCCUCAAUGUCAUUAUUAUUCUGGCAGAGAUUGUGCCACUUCUCGUCUAUGUUCCGCAAUUUUGACCGCGUACAAGGAAAGUGCGGUGGAGGAUAUCGAUGUCGUAUGUCUGACUUCUCUGGCUCGCUGUGGAAUCUGUCCAUGUAUGGAUGUUUCAAGUACAAUUGUAACGUUGCUCUCCAGGCUUGUAAAAAGAUCACCAAACGUUCAAAGCCUUGCACUGCGUCUCUUUGGUAAAACCCUUCUCCAACAAAACAGCCAAAAGAUGAACAACAACAAUAGGAAACAGCUCGAUAGCUCAAGAGAAUCGACAAGUGCUGAUGAAGUUUUUUUGGCAAAGACGACUUAUCCACCCAUAGAUCAUUGGCCGUGUUUUGAGCAUCUUUCACACAUCGUUAUAACAAACAAAGAUGAAUUAACUGUGAGAAUUCUGAAAUACUUGAAAGCUCUUUCAAAGUUGGCCGCUCCUAACCUUAAAGAGGCGUUAUUCGUCAAAGUAUUUGUACCGUUUGUACUGACGUAUAAAGAUGUGAAGAAGACGAAUAUUUUGGGUAAAAUUUGUCGUAAAAUGACCGUGAACGUGGCUAAUCCGUACGAUUCGGGCUAUGGAACUCCAUCAGAAGGAGGGGAAAAAACUGAAAAAUCAGAAUCCAAAGUAGUUCAGGAGUCCGGUUUCGAUGACGAGGCAUUGAAAGUCUGCCUGACCGCAAUAUAUCUGCUUUUGGAUAAAGAAGUUUUGCAAGCUCGUUUUAUGAAAUUAGGAGGAGUGAAAUGUAUUGUUAAUUUUCUUGGCGACGAACCAUCUCAUCUUAUAUGUCUUGGAAUUUUACGGCUUCUUGCAACGCCGUGGGGAGACUCGCUGGAUGAGACAAAGGAAACAGAAGGCCCUGCUCAGAUUGCAGAUUCCAAACAAGCUGGGAAAGCAGAAGUCGUUGAAAUCUUGUUGCAUUCGAUGCUGUUGCUAGACGCAAGACAAGAGAAUCCUCAGGUUGACUCGACCGUCAGUGAGUUUGCACAGAAGAUUCGCAUUAGUUUGCGCCUGCCAAAGGUGAGCCAGUUGUUGUGUCAACUGUGGAGAACCGGUUUUCGUGUUUUAAGGAAGAACGCGUUGUUCAGAGAGAGUUUUCUCAAGUCCGGAGGACACGCGUAUGUCGUGACAGUUUUGCAAGUGAUCAAGGAAUGUCUCUACAAAGCAAAGUCCAGGUCUGAUGUGCAUCUUAAGGAUCAGGUUGUGUCUUGUGUCAUGCUGAUGGAGUGUGCAAUGGCCGUCGGCCUGGAGUUUGGUGAAGAACAGGUCGAUGGAGUUCAGCUGUCACUUCAAAUCGAUGAAACAGUACGAAUUAUUCAACGUCUUAUCCAGAAAGACAAGUUUCUCAAUGAAAUUGCGGGGAAAACGUUUUGCCAAACUCUUUUGAACCUUGCCAUUGGUGCGGUUAGCGAGGAUGACUCUCUGAAAGCUGACUUACGCGAUUCUGAGAAGCUUUUGUUCGACUUUGGCAAUACAGAUGACAGUGAUAGUGAAAGUGAAGUUUCUCAAAGUGGAAAUACAAAGGUCGUCGGUCAUCGUAUGUUGGGAGCGAAAGAUGUCGAGCCUGGAUACGAAGGAGAUGCCGAGCUGGAGACUGGGCAGAGUGAUAUUUCAGGCAGAGGAAGCGGAAUGUAUAUGACAAGACCUAAGAAACCACGGGAUAGACCGAAACGACAAACCCACACUGCAGAUCGUUAUAUUCUAUACCCCAGUAUGUUUGAGCAAUUGAUAUACUUCAUUGAACAUGAUGGCAAAAUUACAGUGAAGGACAGACCACUUGUUUUGCAAGGCCUUGAAGGAAUGAUCAGCUUGGCCUCAUAUUCGAGCAGAAAUCGUCACAUUUUGUGUAAAAAGGGUCUUCUUAGUCUUAUUUUCAGAAGGUUCAAUUCGUGUUUGACAUCAACAGACGCUAGCAUUAGAGCUGUUCAAAAAUCUAUUCUUGAUCUCAUUGUGGUGUUGGCUGGCUAUGAGUUCCACUGUGAAGAACUAAAGAUGUUCCUGCAAUUUCUGCAAAAUGAAACACCAGCAUGGGGUCUUUUACUUCGAGCUUUAAACAACAUCACGAAACUGUCCGUCGCUUCCCGAGGACCCUUAUACACGCACAGGUUUCCCGCCAACGCUUCCGUAACCGAAGCUUCUCCGGUACUCGCCGAUAACGGUCAGGGCUCACAACAUGGUAACGUUAAGUUCAACUCGCCAAAAUUUAAUAAAACGAAGCUGAAACGCCGUGGUGAUGGGAAAACAUCCUUACAAAAUACUUAUCCUGAAACAUUUCCGUUGCCUUGGGAUUCAAGUGCCUUCGAAUUAAAAGUAAGCCAAGGCUUAUCUUGGCCUGUUGGUAGUUUUAGUCUGGCAUUUUGGCUGUACGUUGACAGCGGUAGGCAACACGUAGAACGUGAGUAUCAUACGAGGCUCACACGCGAUAAGCAUCACUGGAAAAGUAGGAGUUAUGUGAAGGGCAUGGCGAAUGAUGACGCAGAUAAUGUUGCUCACGUGAUGACGUUUGGCACCAGGACAGCGUGGUUCGAAGUUUGGGUAAAUUUUAGCAAAGGGACAUUAAUUUGCAGAUGGUUCUACGAUGAUUCUGUGACUGAGGCUAGUAUUGCGCGGGAAAUUGCUCCGCUAAAAUUUCCUGUAAAACUUCACAACUGGACUCAUAUUGUUGUCUCGGUUCAAGCUGGACCUGAAAGUGACGUCACUGGCGGAAAGGUCACGCUACUCGUAGAUGGCUCAUGUGAAACGGUCAAGUCGUAUCGCUAUCCCGGCAUUCCUGUCAAGAAGAACGAUACUGUCUCUGUACUUGUUGGUCAGCGGUCGUUAGAUAAGUGUGACGAAACAACAGCGUUGAGGGAAAAUAUUCAUUUACAGGCGUAUUUCAAGUUGGGAAAUGUUGCCACAUUUAUUGGUGAGUUGAACAGAGAUGAAGGACCUCUCACAGCUCUUAUGUCCAUGUUAAACGCAUCUUCUAAGAAUCAAGAUAAGCGCCGUACACUCGAGUUAGAUGAAGCUGCGUUUCUCAAGCUGCUUGGAGCAAAUUGUCAGGCUUUGGAUUUUCAUUUUACCGAAAAUACAUCUCAGGAAUACAGUAAUCACAUUGAUCUGAAGAGUCUGGAAAGAUUAGCGGAGUGCAAUGUCCAGUCCUUUUUCGCUGGUCCUCACGGCGAACCAGUGCUCGUGGAUGAGCAACGGUGGAACGAUAUCAAGAACUCUUUGAAAAAGCAACUACUCUUGGUCUACUCUCCAGUUCACCCGGAAAAAUUCCUGGAAUACAAACUUGAAGGAACUAAUUGGACCGGAAAUACGGCAUAUAGUGAUUGCGUCAUGACUGGUGACGUCAUUCGUAAUGUACCAACGCCGGUUAUUCACAGAAAACGUCUGGCCGAAGCUAUCCACGGCAUUGGAGGGAUCGUAGUGUUUCUGUUUCUCUUUGCAAAGACGGUCGAAAAGACGGACGAUCAGAGAGCACAGGCAGACGCUCUCUCUGUCAUCUUCACGUUGGCAAAGGAGAAUGUUACUUACGCAAAAGAAUUGGACGGACUACUUGCCAAUAAAAUGAUUCUCAAAGUUUUACUAUCGCCAAAUUGUAUACCGGGUUAUCAUUUUGCAAAGGUGUUAUUUUAUGCGGCCUGUGAAGGCGAGGUGUUUCGCGAGACUGGCUUGGACGAUAAACCAUACCUGGUGAACUUCAACACGGAUGCGGUAGUUAGUAAUUUUGAGAUCUUGCGAGAUUUUCUGCUCAACUGGCGGAUUUGGUUUAACUCUGGUUCAUCUUCGUCGUGGGAGAUGAUCUUACACGCUUUGGAAGCACUCACGAGCAGCAACCAUCGCUGGUCGCAGUUCAAUAUUCGUCAAUUUGAACGAGCCGAUGCUCUGGGUGCUCUUCUACUUGGCUGCCAGGAAAUUCAGGGUGAAGAUCUGUCAUUCUCAUGGACGAUCACCAGCCUUCAUUUGAAAAUCAUCCAAAAUCUACUUGGAUGCUCGGCAAAUCCUCAAGUUCUCAAGCGUAUCUGUGAGUUCCUGGUCGCAGUUCACCCAACGUACGAGACACUGGUUAUUCAAGCACCCGGGAACCUUUACUUUGCUCCAAUUGCAAAGCUUGAAGAUCCUGACGAGAUGUUCCAAAACGGUGAAAACGAGGAUCAGCAAGAAAUUGAAGAUGGAAGAUCAAAAGCUCACACCUUGCUCUCUGAACAAGCCACUGAAACUUCAAGUAUAUUCAGUUCCAGCGAUAAACGCACCAACGUGUUGGAAACAGACGACACGAAGGAUAUGAUCAUCACCGUCGGGCAUUUACCGACCACCUCAGAGGAGAAUACCCGCUUGGAUUUUCCCUUGCAAUCAGCGCCAGAAAUGAAUGCUCCUGAAAACACCUCAUCCCCUACGAUAGAUAAAACUGACAACAGUGAGGAUCAGCCUACGUCUAGACCUGACGGCCAGAGUGAGCCAAUCGCAAUUAACCCACGAGAAGCUCGUAAGAACGUCGCCGGUGACUCGUACGACGUCGUAUCAUCCUCGGAAUAUUCUGCUUCUAAAUCGCGUUCGUCGCAGGCAGCGAAUUCCGGAGAAGACUACGUUGUCGUGGAGAACAGACCGGGCUUCGCCUCGACUAUGACGACGUACAGGCAUUUCAAGAAACAGCGGUCGGAGUUGCAAGAGCACGCAAAACUGGACGAUCUCAGAACUGGACUGCUGGAAUUAAUCAAUAGCGCGCUUCUGAAUCUUGCAGAUAUUGCUGUUGAUAGUGUCGUUGGAGAGAUAUUGAAGUUUGAAAAUUUCUUGUGUUUUGUCAACUAUCCUUUGGCCAGAGUUCGUACACUGUCUGUUGAGAUUCUCAGAAAAAUCUUGGAGCGAGGUUCACCUCAAAUCCUGGCGUCCUUUCAUCAAAUGUCAGGAUUUCAUUUACUUGCCGUACAGAUCCACCUUCAUCCCAUAACUCAAGAACUGGCAGAAGCUUGUUUUCAAUUAUUUUUCCAGCAGCCAGUUUCCAUAAACCAACCAAGUUUCCUUGACAGUAUUAAACGCGGCGGUGAUCUGGCGAGAAGAGUGAAUAUCCUUUCUGGAAUACCGCUGUUGGGUAUGUUGGAAGGCGCCGUCGCAUGCCCCAGAGUCUUUCAAUUUCUGACCCAGUCCCUUGUGAAAAUGCUCGACGUCGUGGAGGACUUUCUGCUUAAAGCCGCCGACCAUGGAUUACUGAAGACCUUCGUCAACGCUGUGAGGGCAUUGUGUGUUUGGAAUAUGAACAAUAGUGCCAGUGACAAAACAACUUUUCAGGCAAACUCUGGUGUCGUCUUGGAUAAUUUACAAUAUCUUGUCAUGGCAAUUGUGUAUCGUGCGUUAAGGAUGUGUGGUGAUCGCUAUUUUCAAAUAUUUGACGACCUACUGUUGGCAUUAGAUACUCUUCAGUACUGUGGAGCAGACAAUAAAGGUUUUAGAUUGCUUUUAGUCCAAUGUUCACGAUUUUUACAACAUUGUGCGCUGAAGUUUUCCUUGGAGUAUCUCGAGUAUAACCAAAAGGCAACGAAAAUUAACCGACGCAGUCUUAAAAAAGCUUUGAGACUUACAUUCAAAGCAACGAGUGGAAAUGAAGAUGUUUGCUUUCUUGGAGAUAUCGGUCGUGAGCCUUGCUGGGGAACACUGGAUCCCUCAGCAUUUCCUGUGUUGUGGCAGACCUCAAAAUACAUCCAGCUUCCUGUCGACGCAACUCCAUCCGAAAUAGCGAGCCGAUUUCAUGAUGUUCUCAUGAAAACAGUUAGUUUGAUCUGUUACUCAGAUCCCUGGCCUAUUGUUGAAGCUCCCUGGGACUUUACGCUCAAUUAUUCUUGUUUCGCGUUACCAUCACCGUUUGAGAAGUACAAGCAAGCUGAUUCGUGUUUUCUCGUUAAUUCCAAUGAGAUAUUUACACAAUGGAUCUUCUGUUUGUUGUUGGAAUUUCACGAUUUCUCACUGAAUGUUGGUGCUCAGGAUUGUAAAAAUAAAUGGCAAGAGCUUCUCUUGUACUCAAAAGAUAGGAUCAGACUCCAGCUCUGUCGUCUUUUUAUCUAUCUUAUGGCUCCAAGCCAGGAAACCAAGUUCAAAUUCUUUGCUCUGCAGUUGACGAAAAUGAACCGGUGUGAUUCUUUAUUUCGCAACAUGUUAAGUGGAAUUACAACCAAGCAAAAAGACAGAACUAUGGCGUAUAUCCAUGCUUUCUUGCGGGAACCAGACGAUGAGUUUAGCUCAGAGGAAAAAGAACUGCGAACGGUUGUGGAGGAGUUUUUAAAAAACGUGGAAGAGCAAAAACGCGAUAACUCUGAGAGUGAAGCUUUUCUACAGAAAGAGGAAGAAUGGAAAAAACAAGACCACAGCAACAAAAUACAAUGGGAAAACAAGAAAGAAAUUGAACGAAAACGGGGUGACCAAGAGUUCAACCAACUUUGUGCACGCAUAAUGUCGGAUGCAAUGGUGGUUACAAAAGUAUCUGUUGAUGUUCAAGACAAACAGCGGCAAAAUUUACUAAAACAUGUCAAGACCGCGUUAUCCAACGACGUUCAGAGUCAUAAACUGUGGCAGAUGCUUAUCGUUCAAGUCACACACGAGAGAGCUAUUUGGCAUGACAAGGAAUUCUUCCCGAAGUCCUGGCAACUUGAUAGAACCGAAGGUCCCUGUAGGGUGAGGUGUCGUUUGCAACGCUGUCACUUGGGUAUUGAUGAGAAAUUUAUCAUGCCGGAACAUCGGAAAUCCCAAACAAAAGUAGUUCCCUUAUCCUAUCUUUUUGAUGAGCCGGUUAGCGAGUCUGCGUCCAAAAAUGUCUAUCAUAUUUUCAACACCACUGACACGAUAUGCUUCCUGUAUCGCUGUAAAAGUAUCAUGCCUUCAAGAAAGGUUCCGGGAGAAAUCCUGAUUGGAGAAAAACGAGUGUAUUUCGUUGGAGAGGAAAGCGAUGCUGACGUCAAUACGGCACAGUUUUUCCUUGAUGAUGAAGAUAUCACAUCAAUCUCAUGGCUUUUCCAAGAGAUUCGCGAAAUUCUUAGAAGGCGUUACGCUUUGAAGGACAACGCUUUGGAAAUCUUCCUUACCAAUGGCCGAACAUUCCUGCUCGCUUUUGAAACCACUAGAGACCGCGAGACUGUGUAUAAAGAACUACUCGCGAAAGAUCUUCCAAAUUUAGUCACAACCACCGAAAAUGUAGCUGAUCUUACUCAGAGAUGGCAAACUGGAGAACUAACAAACUUUGCGUAUUUGACUGAACUCAACAAACAAGCUUGUCGAUCUUUCAAUGAUCUUAUGCAGUAUCCAGUGUUUCCACUUGUUCUGGCUGAUUAUAAAUGUGAUGUGUUGGAUUUGACUGACGUCGCAGUUUACAGAGAUCUAUCGAAGCCAAUUGCAGUUCAAAAUCCCUCCAGAGUUCCAAAAUAUCAAGAAACAUACAAGAGCUUACAAGAACAAUAUGACAUCACAAAGAAACUUGAUCCAAUGAACUGUAUCCCUCCAUAUCACUACGGAUCCCAUUACUCGAACAGUGGUACUGUGCUACACUUUCUGGUCAGGCUGGUGCCUUUCACAAAGAUGUUUCUGGCCUAUCAGGACAAACAGUUUGAUGUUCCCGAUCGAACUUUUCAUGCCAUUGAGACAACUUGGAACCUCUCGUCGUUUGCCUCGGCUCCAGACGUGAAAGAGCUGAUUCCUGAGUUCUUUUUUCUGCCAGAAUUUCUUCUCAAUUUAGAAGGCUUUGAUUUUGGUCUUAGACAAAAUGGCGAACGUGUGAUGGAUGUCCGUCUUCCUUCAUGGUCUUGCAAGGAUCCACGUUUGUUCACCCUAAUUCACAGACAGGCAUUGGAAUCGGAUGUGGUGUCCUACAGGAUCAAUAAAUGGAUUGAUUUGGUAUUUGGUUUCAAACAAGAAGGCCAAGCUGCGAUUGAAGCUGUCAACGUUUUUCAUCCAUCAACGUAUGUCGGUGGUAUUGAUGAGAACAGACUUCAUGAUCCAGUACAAAGAAAAGCGGUUCAAACUAUGAUCGAGACGUAUGGACAAACUCCAGCGCGAUUGUUCACUGAGCAACAUCCAGAUAAGAAACGAUCCGGUUUAGAUCAGUAUACAACGUGGAGUGGGACAUUUGUUGGAGAGGGCGAGGGCCAGGGGUACUCCCAGAAACCCUUUGUCGAACGAACCACCCGAGGACAGAUGCAAGAUAUUCCAAGUCCAGUGACCACAGUUUAUGGAAUAAAGUGGGGUCAAUACAUUGGAUCACCAGCCUAUGAUAAACCUGUCGUCUGCUGGUUGGAUUCGUUUCCAACCCCUGUUUCCCGCUUAGUAUCGUCUCCUCACAGCAAUCUCUUCGUUUUGCCGCCUAACUCUACCCACGUGAUUGUCACGAGGACACGUAACCGCACAAUGCAUAUUCUAUGGUCAGCGGUAUUGAGCUGGAAUCACGUGGAUGAUAUUAUCCGCAUCUGGGACAUCAAGAAAGGAACGAUGAGCAGCUUCAAGGAAAAUAUGAAUUUCCACAAGAUUACAAGCUGCGCCGUCUCUGGUCAAUGUAAAUCUUUAUGGCUUGGCAGUUCAACUGGGUGUCUCCAUGUUUGGCCAACACGAUACGAUAGGAACAAUGAAUGCGGAUUGGAAAUCCUCGGUAGAAAAAUACGCCUUCAGGGUCACGAAGCAAGCAUCACUUGCAUUGAAAUAUCGGAAGCAUUCAGCAUCGUCGUUACUGGGAGUGAGGAUGGCACGGCCAUUAUUUGGGAUUUGAAUAGACUGUGCUAUAUACGUUCGCUCGAAGAUCAUUCGUCUUCUGUGAGUGUCGUCGCUGUAAGUCCAACUUCAGGGGAUAUCGUAACUGUGUCUCAUACCGGCAACAACAACGCAAGUGAACUGAGGUUAUGGUCAGUAAACGGAAGGCUGAUAAACAAAAUUGUUUGUCAAGAGACGAUCAAGUGCGUUGCUUUCUCUCGGGUUCCCGAAGGCGUGUCAGUAAAUGCCGUAGCCGCUGGUCUGGUGAAUGGUGUGGUCAGGUUAUGGAAUACCUGGACUUUGGAACAUAUGACUGAUAUAAAAGAUGAAACAUGUCAAUUGCCAAUAGUUAGUUUGGCAUAUUCGCACACUAGUCUGCAUUUAUUCACUGUGAAUUCCCGUGGUAUAGUGCGAGCCUGGGGGAGAAGCGAGCGAGCAUACAAACCUCGGAUAUUGUCGGGGUUAAUAUACUAAUAAUGUAUUCAAGAGACAUACGUUCGUGUUGUAAUCGUGAAUUCUGCAUGCCGCCUUGCCUUCGGGCUUCGGGGAGAAGGAGUAUUUAUUUAGACUAGGAGAUUUGGGAUAAUGUAUAGUCAAUGUGAGUCAACGUCUUCACUUUAACAACCUGGGAUUGGUUCGGUCUUACUCCAGACGGAAAAGUUUUGGCGCGCAAGAUUACUGCUUUUUCGUUAAUUAAAUAUCUCAAGGCAUUUGAGACAUCCGAGUUCACAACCUCAACUUGCAAUCAUUCGUUUUAAACUUGAGAAAAAAAAACGCGUGAAAAUAAUUGAGACACGCAGUUUGUCUUUAUCUUCGAAUAUAUUUCAAGGGGUGAAGUUUUUCAUUUCAUUUGCACAAACUUUUCACUCUGGAUUUCCCUAUGAGUUAUCUUGACACAGAUGAUGUCCAAAGUCCAAAGAUGGCAUAUUGUCGUUUUCAUCCAUUAUAUCUUGACUUGUAGCUUUGUACUGAGACAAGAGGAAAUUGGACGACUGAACUUGUACGUUGCUUGGUAUUCAAUAAAUAUUGUCACAUGCAUUUCGUAAGAUGCAUUCUCU
This is a messenger RNA of Dendronephthya gigantea, 11533 nucleotides long. Its product is annotated as lysosomal-trafficking regulator-like. The record is from RefSeq and is a predicted model, not a curated record. The transcript has 53 exons. Gene Ontology annotation, biological process: intracellular protein localization. Gene Ontology annotation, cellular component: cytosol; membrane. Gene Ontology annotation, molecular function: protein kinase binding. The coding region runs from base 330 to 10949 and encodes 3539 amino acids. NCBI's taxonomy places the organism in Eukaryota, Metazoa, Cnidaria, Anthozoa, Malacalcyonacea, Nephtheidae.